AUGAGCUCCACUGCCAUCUCUACUAUUGCCAACUCUUCCAAAUCGGCAGUCAAAAUCGAUCCCUGGAACGAUUUUGCCGUUAAGGAUGCCAGAAGAGAGGCCAAAGAUGCGAUGUGGCUCAUAAAAGCGAUUGUAACGGAGAAUCAGAAAAAGUUAGAGGCAAAAGAGAAGAGCUCAAGUCUUCAGAAGACCACAGAGGACAAGGAGAACCAAAAGAAAAAGGAUGAUUUUGAAUUCAAACGGCCCAGGAUUCAGUUUAAUCGGAAGUCCAACAGCUCAAGGAUGAACAAGGUAAAUCGACUUUUUUACAAUUUUUUCUUUAUCGUUAUAAUUUUUUGAGUCAAAAUAGAGCAGUAGACAUCUGAUUACACCUAUAACAGUCAAAAAUUUCGCUUUUGCAAAAAAUUUUUAGUCAUCAUUUUUGCCUACUGUAAUAUAAAAAGUGUAAAAUUUAUGGCAAAAAAUGGUCCUAAUGUAAUCAACAAGGGUUAUAAGGACAAUACAAGAAUUUAUUUUGUUCUUGGCACCUCAUUUUUUAUACUUUUCAAAAUUUUUUUAGUCAUCAUUUUUGCCUAGUGUAAUAUAAAAAGUGUAAAAUUUCUCCAAAAAAGGCUCUAAAUUUACUCCCAAAUGGUUAAAAAUAUAUUACAAGAAAUUAUUUUGCUCUUGGCACCUCAUUUUUUAUACUUUUCAAAAAAAAUUUUGCCUAGUGUAAUAUAAAAAAUUUCAAAAUUAUAUUAAAAUAUAGGUCUACGUAAUCUUACAGGCCUCGAAAAAUUGGUGUAAAGACUUAUUUUCUCUCUCAGACAUUUAUUUCGAUACCUUUUGACCACUUUUUGCCUACUGUAAUAUAAAAAUUUCGGAAUUUCCCCAAAAAAUCCCCCAAAAUCAGACUAAAUCACCCUUUCAACCACUAUAUCUCACUCAAAUUUCUUCUAUUUUCAGCUCAAGCCACUCCAAUCCAAGCCGGAACCUCCUCCAUUCCCGUACGAGAUGAUCCAGUACUUCACAAAAGAGGAAGUGGACCGGAUGAUGAUGCCUCCACCGAGCAAAAGGCCCAUUCGCAAACGUCGGAUGCCAGUUGAGGAUCGCUCUGAUGAGAUGUGCGACCUAAUGAGCGAGUUUCGACGGGUCAGAAAGGAGCUGAAAGACGCCGAGCACGAUUGGGAGCGGAAGAACUGGAUGGACUACCACAAAAUGUGCAUGCAGCGGUUGGAUCUGCUCCGAAUGAAGAUGGGAGUCAAACGGAGAAGGCUUUAA
Molecule: messenger RNA, 1260 nt
Organism: Bursaphelenchus xylophilus (pine wood nematode)
Lineage: Eukaryota; Metazoa; Nematoda; Chromadorea; Rhabditida; Aphelenchoididae
Source: the annotation of a GenBank genome assembly